Messenger RNA from Nematostella vectensis (starlet sea anemone), 8875 nucleotides. RefSeq lists its product as uncharacterized. The coding region runs from base 989 to 3412 and encodes 807 amino acids. The record is from RefSeq and is a predicted model, not a curated record. The transcript has 3 exons. Lineage: Eukaryota; Metazoa; Cnidaria; Anthozoa; Actiniaria; Edwardsiidae.
UUUAUAGAGCAUAAAAUUUCAAAUUUUCUUGGGGGAGCAUGCCCCCAAACACCCCUAUUGUUGGUGUUUCGGUGGAAACUACUCACUCAAAAACCUGGAUCCACCCCUGAUCGCGAUACAUCGAAAUCAGCUAUAAUUUUGUAAUUAAUCUAUUACUAUUUUUGACAGAUCAAACAGGAAAACAACAAAAAUCAUAUCGUCCCUGUUACUGCAGGAUUUGCCAUGGAAAACUGCGUGACAAGAGAACAGUGCGACAGCAUUCACAACAGUACCUACCCAAAGGUACUGAAGAAACAGUGGUUGUCAAUGUUGAACACCAUGCUGUUUCCCCCCCCCCCCCCCAAAUCUUGUGUGGUUAAUCACGAAGGAAAUCGUUCCAUGGAUAACCAUGAGACAGAUCAUGACCAAUCAGUAAACAAUGAAAGUGAUGAUACGACUGUUGAUUUCAAUGUCAAUGGUGAUCCACAAGACAACAGAGGCAGAGGUUUAGAAAGUGAUGACUCAACUGUUGGCAGUGUUAGUGAUGAUGAUGGAAAUGAUGACCCUCAAGAAGACAGAGGUGAAGAUCUAGAGGAUAGAAUCAAGAAAGGGAUUCUAAGAAUAAUCAAGUGCAAAGUAAAGUAUGGAUGGUCCCAGGAAGAAACACUGAGCCAGCUAAGGAACUUGUUUGAAAUCACUGGUUAUGAUAAAAUACCCCAUAAAUCAUGGUCUUCUGUUAUCAGUUUUUUAAAGGAGUUAGGUUAUAAAAAUCCUAGACACUACAAAGUGUGCUGUGGUGAAAAUCAUGUCACACUACUGGAAUGUGAUGAGGACUGCCCAAAUUGUGGUGCUGAAAGGCACACUUGUGCUGACUACUAUGUGCUAGGCUUGAACCUAGAAUCAAUCUUUUUGAGUGAAAAAAAGAUGAAGAAUCAUAUGGCGCACUGGGAGGAAAAAGAACAAUGGUUAAAUAAAUCAGUCAUCACAACCCCUUAUAAGGAACUGUGGCAUGGGGCGCGUUUUCGAGAGCUGUCAUUUUUCUGGGAUGAGAACAAGGAGAGCCUCUUACCAGUUUGUUGUCCAAAUUGUGACAAAUAUAUCUGUGGCUGAGAUAGAAAACAUGUUUGGUAACCCAUUAGUGGUGGGCAUCCCUAUACAUGUCAGUUGUCCACAGUGCUGCUUCGAUUUUGUUCAUAGGCCAUUAUCUAUGAGAGGAAGCCCAAUUAACCAAGCAUUCAUUUUUCAUGAAGAUGGUUUUAAUGCCUUCUCUAAGAAGACAGGAGGGAUUUCUGCUAUCCAUUACAGUGCUGCAUGUACUCGAAAGGAAGAGCGGCUCCAUGGCAAAGCUUUGAGAACAUACAGCUUCAUACCAAGCUGUAAAAUAGGUGAAGGUAUUCCACAUAAGAUGGAUGCCUUCCUAAAGCUGCUGAUGGAUGAAAUCACCAGCCUUUAUAUCAACGGCAUUGAUAUACACCUUGACAGACAUAUUCCCAUCGGAGAGACUGUGAUAACAGCCAGUUAUCAUAAAGUCAGGGCACUUAUUCUUAUGGGGACAGCUGACUUAAAGGCCCAUGCUGAGAUUUCACUAUAUGCAGGAGGUGGCAGAAUUGGAUGCAGACGUUGUCUUAUCCACGGAGUCUACAUUCCAUGCAAGCGCCAUUAUUACUAUAGAAAAUUUCGAGAACGCUACAGAGCACCAUGCCCAUUAAGAACGGCUACUUACCACUUGGAACAUGGUGUCUUGGUUGAUGGAGCAUUGACAGCAGCUGCACGCCAACUUCUUGUGACCUCAUCUGGAGUUUGUGGUCUAAGCAUCCUGUUUGUACUAUACAGACUUUAUGGUUUUGAUCCAGUUAAGGAUAUGGUGAUUGACCGCAUGCAUCUCACAUUUAAUAUGUUAAAGCGUGAAUUUCUGGAGAAGAUGUGGAAGGAUAUGGGAGAUAAUGCUACAUUGCCUGUCAAUGAAAGAGAUCCACAGUCUGGUGGGCUUCUUAACAGGGCUGACUUCAGUGCUGCACUAGAGGCUGUUAAUUGGAUCACUGAGGAAAAGGCUAAAGGAGUCGCACGUCUAAAAUCUCUGACAGACAAACUAGGAGCUUGGAAGUCUAAUGAGUUCAAAAGGUUCAGUUGUGUUGCUAGAGAAGUGUUGGCAGAAAAAAUCCCCUCAAAGGCAUAUGACUGCUUCAUGCUUCUUUGUGAUGCAGUCAAAAUGCUGUACAACAGGAAGUUACAGCUUGCUGGGUGGACGAAUGAUGACAUAGAGAGAUUACGCAGACUCCUAUGGGCACAUGCUGUCAAAUGUGAAGAGUACUACGGCCUGGAGUACUGCACUGAGAAUCUAGAGUGCUCUGUUCAUGCUGCUGAUGAAAUACAUCGACAUUCUAGCAUGGACAACUACUCCUGCGAGCUAUAUGAGAGAGCCAUUUUAAGGCACGAACUACAAAAGCAUAAUGCUAAAGGCAUUGAGAAAACGUUUGCCACAAGAGAAGCUCUCGGAAAUUUCCUUGAGGAUUACGAGGAAGUCAAUGGGAUGAUCUCUUCCUACGGGGAAGGGAAUCAGAAGUACAGAUUUAGUAUGGAUGAGGCAGCACCGUUCUACCUUCACGAGUCAUCAUUUGCCUCAUCCAAGCUACUGUUGGAAGACCUGAAGGGACAUGUUGACGAAUAUAAAGCCCAUGCGUCAUCCUAUGGUGUAGGUAUUGGAAAAACAAAGAGGAGUGCAUUUGAACAACAUAUCAUUGUGGAUAUUAAACGAUUCUUUGCCCGACAAGGAAUUGAAACUGAUAUUCCAAAUAUCCUAAAGACUGUUAAGAGUUUGGCAUUUACUGAUGAAUUUGGGGAAAGAGAAAGGAUCUCAGAAGGCACUGCUUGCAAGAUAGCCACUAACAAUAAUGGAGAAGAAUGGACAAUGCAAGUGUCAACAAUGAUAUUGGUGGGAUCAAUACAAGAUAAGUACUUCUACUUUGUGAAUGGUGAUUACAUUGUCCCUCUAGUUGAAGACAACUCCCAAGUGCUCCACGAGUGGUGUCAGUCCCCUAAAGUGAUUCCUAGGGCAUAUAGAAGAGACAGUGUUCAGCCGUCAAACUUGAUCAAGCGCAAGGUGAUCCUUUAUCCUGAACCCUCAAAUAUUGCAAACCCUGCCUACUGGCUGAUAAUUGACAACAAGACCAUUAAAGACCUCAAGGAUGUCUCUGUUCCAGCCUAUCCUAGAGAAGGAGAAAUAGUGCAGAUUUUAGGGGCUGACAAUCAGAUGUGGUAUGGACGAGUGGAGGUUGUACUUCCAAAUGAAAAUGAGGCAAGAGUAGUUUGGCUCAAGGACACCCAAAGACCUGGAGUUUGGGUGCCGACUCGUCAAUCCGAUACAGUUCAUUUUGGGUCAAUGAUACGCAUUUGCCAAGUGAAACGAGUAUUUGGAGGCAUUUCAAUUGAAUAGUCAUCACCAACAGCAAAAUUUCCCUGCAAGCUGCAUUGGAGUGCAAGUGCCAGAACCACUACGGCCCGCACCUGAGUCACCACUAUUGUUAUAUCCCCCUGCAGACAGCACCUGAGUCACCACCAGUGUCAGACCCCCCUGUGGACAGCACCUGAGUCACCACCAGUGUCAGAUCCCCCUGUGGACAGCACCUGGGUCACCACCAGUGUCAGAUCCCCCUGUGGACAGCACCUGAGUCACCACCAGUGUCAGAUCCCCCUGUGGACAGCACCUGAGUCACCACCAGUGUCAGAUCCCCCUGUGGACAGCACCUGAGUCACCACCAGUGUCAGAUCCCCCUGUGGACAGCACCUGAGUCACCACCAGUGUCAGAUCCCCCUGUGGACAGCACCUGAGUCACCACCAGUGUCAGAUCCCCCUGUGGACAGCACCUGAGUCACCACUAUUGUUAUAUCCCCCUGCAGACAGCACCUGAGUCACCACCAGUGUCAGAUCCCCCUGUGGACAGCACCUGGGUCACCACCAGUGUCAGAUCCCCCUGUGGACAGCACCUGAGUCACCACCAGUGUCAGAUCCCCCUGUGGACAGCACCUGAGUCACCACCAGUGUCAGAUCCCCCUGUGGACAGCACCUGAGUCACCACCAGUGUCAGAUCCCCCUGUGGACAGCACCUGAGUCACCACCAGUGUCAGAUCCCCCUGUGGACAGCACCUUAGUCACAACCAGUGUCAGAUACCCCUGUGGACAGCACCUGAGUCACCACCAGUGUCAGAUCCCCCUGUGGACAGCACCUGAGUCACCACCAGUGUCAGAUCCCCCUCCCUGUGGAUAGCACCUUAGUCACCACCAGUGUCAGAUACCCCUGUGGACAGCACCUGGGUCACCACCAGUGUCAGAUCCCCCUGUGGACAGCACCUGAGUCACCACCAGUGUCAGAUCCCCCUGUGGACAGCACCUGAGUCACCACCAGUGUCAGAUCCCGCUGUGGACAGCACCUGAGUCACCACCAGUGUCAGAUCCCCCUGUGGACAGCACCUGAGUCACCACCAGUGUCAGAUCCCCCUGUGGACAGCACCUGAGUCACCACCAGUGUCAGAUCCCCCCCUGUGGAUAGCACCUUAGUCACAACCAGUGUCAGAUCCCCCCCCUGUGGAUAGCACCUUAGUCACCACCAGUGUCAGAUCCCCCUGUGGACAGCACCUGAGUCACCACCAGUGUCAGAUCCCCCUGUGGAUAGCACCUGAGUCACCACUAUUGUUAUAUCCCCCCUGUGGAUAGCACCUGAGUCACCACCAGUGUCAGAUCCCCCUGUGGAUAGCACCUUAGUCACAACCAGUGUCAGACCCCCCUGUGGAUAGCACCUGAGUCACCACCAGUGUCGGAAACCCCUGUGGAUAGCACCUGAGUCACCACCAGUGUCAGAUCCCCCCCCCCUGUGGAUAGCACCUUAGUCACAACCAGUGUCAGAUCCCCCCCUGUGGAUAGCACCUUAGUCACAACCAGUGUCAGAUCCCCCUGUGGACAGCACCUGGGUCGCCACCAGUGUCAGAUCCCCCUGUGGACAGCACCUGAGUCACCACCAGUGUCAGAUCCCCCCCUGUGGACAGCACCUGAGUCACCACCAGUGUCAGAUCCCCCUGUGGACAGCACCUGAGUCACCACCAGUGUCAGAUCCCCCUGUGGACAGCACCUGAGUCACCACCAGUGUCAGAUCCCCCUGUGGACAGCACCUGAGUCACCACCAGUGUCAGAUCCCCCUGUGGACAGCACCUGGGUCACCACCAGUGUCAGAUACCCCUGUGGACAGCACCUGAGUCACCACCAGUGUCAGAUCCCCCCCCCCCCUGUGGAUAGCACCUUAGUCACAACCAGUGUCAGAUCCCCCCCUGUGGAUAGCACCUUAGUCACAACCAGUGUCAGAUCCCCCUGUGGACAGCACCUGGGUCGCCACCAGUGUCAGAUCCCCCUGUGGACAGCACCUGAGUCACCACCAGUGUCAGAUCCCCCCCUGUGGACAGCACCUGAGUCACCACCAGUGUCAGAUCCCCCUGUGGACAGCACCUGAGUCACCACCAGUGUCAGAUCCCCCUGUGGACAGCACCUGAGUCACCACCAGUGUCAGAUCCCCCUGUGGACAGCACCUGAGUCACCACCAGUGUCAGAUCCCCCUGUGGACAGCACCUGGGUCACCACCAGUGUCAGAUACCCCUGUGGACAGCACCUGAGUCACCACCAGUGUCAGAUACCCCUGUGGACAGCACCUGGGUCACCACCAGUGUCAGAUACCCCUGUGGACAGCACCUGAGUCACCACCAGUGUCAGAUCCCCCCCCUGUGGAUAGCACCUUAGUCACAACCAGUGUCAGAUCCCCCCCUGUGGAUAGCACCUUAGUCACAACCAGUGUCAGAUCCCCCUGUGGACAGCACCUUAGUCACAACCAGUGUCAGAUCCCCCCCUGUGGACAGCACCUGAGUCACCACCAGUGUCAGAUCCCCCCCUGUGGAUAGCACCUUAGUCACAACCAGUGUCAGAUCCCCCCCCUGUGGAUAGCACCUUAGUCACCACCAGUGUCAGAUCCCCCUGUGGACAGCACCUGAGUCACCACCAGUGUCAGAUCCCCCCCUGUGGAUAGCACCUUAGUCACCACCAGUGUCAGAUCCCCCCCUGUGGAUAGCACCUUAGUCACCACCAGUGUCAGAUCCCCCCCUGUGGAUAGCACCUUAGUCACCACCAGUGUCAGAUCCCCCUGUGGACAGCACCUUAGUCACAACCAGUGUCAGAUCCCCCCCCUGUGGACAGCACCUGGGUCACCACCAGUGUCAGAUACCCCUGUGGACAGCACCUGGGUCACCACCAGUGUCAGAUCCCCCUGUGGACAGCACCUGAGUCACCACCAGUGUCAGAUCCCCCCCCUGUGGAUAGCACCUUAGUCACAACCAGUGUCAGAUCCCCCCCCUGUGGAUAGCACCUUAGUCACAACCAGUGUCAGAUCCCCCUGUGGACAGCACCUUAGUCACAACCAGUGUCAGAUCCCCCCCUGUGGACAGCACCUGAGUCACCACCAGUGUCAGAUCCCCCCCUGUGGAUAGCACCUUAGUCACAACCAGUGUCAGAUCCCCCCCCUGUGGAUAGCACCUUAGUCACCACCAGUGUCAGAUCCCCCUGUGGACAGCACCUGAGUCACCACCAGUGUCAGAUCCCCCCCUGUGGAUAGCACCUUAGUCACCACCAGUGUCAGAUCCCCCCCUGUGGAUAGCACCUUAGUCACCACCAGUGUCAGAUACCCCUGUGGACAGCACCUGGGUCACCACCAGUGUCAGAUCCCCCUGUGGACAGCACCUGAGUCACCACCAGUGUCAGAUCCCCCCCCUGUGGAUAGCACCUUAGUCACAACCAGUGUCAGAUCCCCCCCCUGUGGAUAGCACCUUAGUCACAACCAGUGUCAGAUCCCCCUGUGGACAGCACCUUAGUCACAACCAGUGUCAGAUCCCCCCCUGUGGACAGCACCUGAGUCACCACCAGUGUCAGAUCCCCCCCUGUGGAUAGCACCUUAGUCACAACCAGUGUCAGAUCCCCCCCCUGUGGAUAGCACCUUAGUCACCACCAGUGUCAGAUCCCCCUGUGGACAGCACCUGAGUCACCACCAGUGUCAGAUCCCCCCCUGUGGAUAGCACCUUAGUCACCACCAGUGUCAGAUCCCCCCCUGUGGAUAGCACCUUAGUCACCACCAGUGUCAGAUCCCCCCCUGUGGAUAGCACCUUAGUCACCACCAGUGUCAGAUCCCCCUGUGGACAGCACCUUAGUCACAACCAGUGUCAGAUCCCCCCCUGUGGAUAGCACCUGAGUCACCACCAGUGUCAGAUCCCCCUGUGGAAAGCACCUGAGUCACCACCAGUGUCAUAUCCCCCUGUGGAUAGCACCUUAGUCACCACCAGUGUCAUAUCCCCCCCCCUGUGGAUAGCACCUGAGUCACCACCAGUGUCAGAUCCCCCUGUGGACAGCACCUGAGUCACCACUAUUGUUAUAUCCCCCCCUGUGGAUAGCACCUUAGUCACCACCAGUGUCAGAUCCCCCUGUGGACAGCACCUUAGUCACAACCAGUGUCAGAUACCCCCCUGUGGACAGCACCUGAGUCACCACCAGUGUCAGAUCCCCCUGUGGAUAGCACCUUAGUCACAACCAGUGUCAGAUCCCCCUGUGGAUAGCACCUGGGUCACCACCAGUGUCAGAUCCCCCUGUGGAUAGCACCUGAGUCACCACCAGUGUCAGAUCCCCCCCUGUGGACAGCACCUUAGUCACCACCAGUGUCAGAUCCCCCCUGUGGAUAGCACUAGGACAGUGCUCUUUUCAGAGACAAAAGUCAUGACCUUAUGCAACCAACCCCUAGUUACAAAUGAAGAGUAGAUAGAUAGUACUCCUUUAAAGCAAAAUGAACAGUGAUAAUAUACUGUACAACUUAUAUUUUGUAUAUGAAGUAUCCUUACUCUAACUAAAUCUACAUUGCACAAGUAAUUUUUUGUGGAAACCCUAAUGUUGGCAUGAAGAUCGUCCUUGUACUUUUUAUCUAUCUGUGGGGCCAGGGAUGGAACACUCUAGUGCUUUAUUAAUGAUCACCAUAGCUUUCUCUAUUGUGAUUCGUUUGCUAGGAUAGUGAUGAGUUAAUAGCUGGCCAAGUUUAAAAAGUUCAUUGUACCCUUCUCGGCUGUCUGUUUCAAAAAUCACCUUUAAAGAGGUACAAUAUAAAUAGCCAAAUGAAAAGAUAUCACUUGCAAUGCUUUGCCGUUUACCAACAGAGAUCUCAGGUGCUAUGUGUGGGUACUUUCUUCUGUAUAAUGUCCUUUCUGAAUAAGUCAUCUUUGCCAUUGCUAAAAAUUAAAAAGAUGAUAGUUAAGACAGUUUUACAGGGGGGUCCAUUUGAGGUAAAGUAAAGUAAUGCUCUGUAAAAGAACUAGGCAACCUAACACCAAGUGCAUGCUGACAUGUGUUAUAUGGCUUAUUAGACAAAUCUAAUGUGGGAAAGUCAAGCAAAGACUAUUGUUCUUCCUCUUUUUGAGGAAAAUCUCCAAUAAGAGGAAAAUCUCCAAUUGUGAGGAAAAUCUCCAAUAAGAUAUAUUAGGGAGCACAUGUUUCACAUAAUUUCCUCAAAAUCAUAUUAUACUGUAUAUGUUGUGCCUGUGUGUUUAAUACAAAAAUAUCCUGUGGGGAAAGCUUUUUGUCACAGGACACUGGGACUAGUUCUUGCAUGGAUAAUUUAAAUGGGAAAGAGAAAAACUUUUGAAAAUAAGCUUUUUCUAAUUUAAGCAGCAACAAGUGUAAUAGUCAAAGUGUAGCCAAGCCAGAACAAAAGAGUACAAAGACAAGAGUGUAUUGAAAAUACUGGGUUUAUGAAAACCAACAAGCCUUACCGAAUUAAUGUUUCCAGUAUUUGUAAUGUAAUGGUCAAAGUAAAAAGUGUCCAGGCAA